AAAUUACUCAGCUCAUCAAAACUAUUGCACAUCAUGUGAUAGGUCUUGAAUAUUUGAAACUUCCAAUUUAUACGUUAGAAGAUCUUGCUCUAAUUCACCAAGCUAAUAAUCAAUUAAAGAAACUUGAACUUUAUAUUAUGAAUAGAACAAUAGAUCUAUAUUGUGUACUUUUGCUUUUUGCUAAUGUUCCACUUAAAA
Messenger RNA from Racocetra fulgida, 198 nucleotides. Lineage: Eukaryota; Fungi; Glomeromycota; Glomeromycetes; Diversisporales; Gigasporaceae. The record is from the annotation of a GenBank genome assembly.